This is a messenger RNA of Aedes aegypti (yellow fever mosquito), 2469 nucleotides long. Its product is annotated as acyl-CoA synthetase short-chain family member 3, mitochondrial. Lineage: Eukaryota; Metazoa; Arthropoda; Insecta; Diptera; Culicidae. The coding region runs from base 188 to 2200 and encodes 670 amino acids. The transcript is spliced from 11 exons. The record is from RefSeq and is a predicted model, not a curated record.
CAUGUAGAAAAUUAUUCAUACGAAUUAGAAUUCAAUCCGAAGGGGUUAAGGAAAGGCUUCGAUUUAAUUACCUUUUAGUUCAGCGCUCGGUGUCAUCGCGAUAGGUUCGAAAGCUCUUCUGGUUCGAAAGAAUAUAGUCGUUAUAGUUGAGGCACGUUCUGAGUGAAGACAGUGAAGAAAGUGUAGUAUGAGCCGUAGCCAAAAAGCGAAUGAUUUUUUCGGCUCUGACCGAUCGUGUACAGCGAGUUCUCCAGUAUGCAUCGACAGUGGCAAUCCAUUGUAUCAUGACGUGUACCGCCGGUCGAUAGAAGAGCCUCAGGCCUUUUGGGGAGAGCUUGCGGAGCAACUAAUCGAUUGGGACAAACCGUGGGAUACUGUGGUCGAUGACAGUAAUCGACCGUUCACAAAAUGGUACGUUGGUGGCGAGCUCAACGCAUGCUACAACGCUUUGGAUCGACAUGUACAGAACAACAAGGGCAACAAGGUAGCGCUCAUUCACGAUAGUCCCAUGACGAAUACUAUACGCCGAGUAACUUACAAUGAACUUUAUGAAAAGGUCUCACGGCUAGCCGGCGGUUUGAAAAAGUUGGGCGUCAAGAAAGGCGAUAGAGUCGUCAUCUAUAUGCCUUUGAUUCCAGAAGCGAUUAUGGCUAUGUUAGCUACAGUCAGGCUUGGGGCUAUACAUUCGGUGGUGUUUGGAGGGUUCGCCGCCAGUGAGCUUUGCACGCGUAUCGAGCAUGCUGAACCAAAGGUUAUCAUAGCAGCAAACUGUGGAAUAGAACCGAACAAAAUAAUCCAUUACCUGGAUAUACUCCAUGAAGCUGCUGAAAUGUCAAAAUGGAAACCUCGCACCAAUGUCAUAUUCCAACGAAGCAACAUUUUGAUUUCCGACUUGGAUAAACGAAUGGACGUAACAUGGGAAUCUACGUUGGACGAACCUACGGGGUGUGUGCCAGUAGAGGCCAAUGACCCGUUGUAUAUAUUGUACACUUCUGGAACAACUGAUAAACCGAAGGGAAUUACACGUCCAACUGGAGGUCAUCUAGUAACGCUAAUGUAUACUAUGGAUACGAUAUAUGGAGUACAACCAGACGAUGUGUGGUGGAAUGCAUCCGAUUUGGGGUGGGUAGUUGGUCACUCUUACAUAUGCUAUGGACCAUUGCUGUACGGUGCUACUAGUGUCAUGUAUGAAGGGAAGCCCGAUCGGACACCAGACCCCGGUCAAUAUUUUCGUCUUAUUGAUCAGCACAAAGUUACGGCACUUUUCUCGGUUCCGACGUCUUUUCGAGUAUUACGAAGAACUGAUCCGGACGUCAAGUAUGGGAAAAAGUAUAGCAUGAAAUCUCUUCGCACAAUCUUCAUCGCUGGGGAGCAUUGUGAUUCCGAAACGAAGAUGUGGAUUGAAAAGACCUUUAGGGUACCAGUGCUGAACAAUUGGUGGCAAACUGAAACAGGAUCAGCUAUGACAGCUACAUGUGUUGGUCUUGCACAAAACCUUAAUCCACCCAACUUUACAACAGGUCUACCGUUUUGUGGAUACGAUAUUAGAGUUUUACAUCCAGACGGAACUGAAGCCGAUCCCAAUGAAUUAGGACGCCUGGUGGUAAAGCUUCCCCUUCCGCCUGGAACAAUGUCUACGCUGUACAGGAACGCUGAGUUGUUCGAAAACCUUUACUUCCAUAAAUAUCCGGGUUACUAUGACACUAUGGAUGCUGGAUAUAAGGACGAGAAAGGAUAUGUUUAUGUUACCGCUCGAGAUGAUGAUGUUAUUAACGUUGCUGGUCAUAGAAUUUCAACAUCGAGCUUAGAAGAUGCAGUAUUGAGGCAUCCUGAUAUAGCUGACGCUGCCGUCUUUGGGGUACCAGAGCCAACGAAAGGUCAAAUCCCGCUAUGUCUUUAUGUAAUUAAAGAAGGAGUGAGUAAAGCUACUGCCAAAUUAUCAGUAGAGCUAAUUUCACUGAUUCGAGAGGUUAUUGGCCCUAUAGCAGCAUUCCGACUGGUUGGUAGGGUGGACGGUCUUCCAAGAACAAGAUCAGGAAAAACAAUGCGAAAGGCAAUGGCAGAUUUCGCCGCUAAUAAAACGGUAAUUUUACCGGCAACAAUUGAGGACGUUGAAGUUUUUGACGACAUUAGACGAGCACUGCAAGAGCUAGGUUACGCCAUGAACGCUCCGAUGCCAGUAAUUGGGACUAAAAAAUAGGAAUAUUUAUUUUGUAAUCAUAUGAUUGUUGUGGCUUAUAGAUUUUAUACUUUUCUGAACAAGUGUAGUUGAUUCAAACAUAAUAUACAUGUCAUCAUAUUUUUUUUUAGAAAACUUGUAUCAAUAUUAAGUAAUUUAUAAGAAUUAACAAAUAUAUUUAUACUUAGCUAAAUUGUAUGCAUUAGUUGAUCACCAUAAGCAUGACUAUAUUUUUUCCUUCAUGUUCCUAUGAGAUGUCUGUCAGUUAUUUAAUAAAAGCCCUUUUUGUA